CUCCGCUCCGUGUUUUGCUCUGCCCUCCCUCGGUCUCCGAGCAUCGUGUCUCCGCUGCGUCUCUCUUCCCUCACACACACCGACACCAGCACACGGGGCUCCUCUCGCCCUCUCUCUCCCCCCCCCUCUCUCUCUCUCUGUCUGCGCGCGUGUGUGUGUGUGCGGGAGAAGUUGCUGGCACACGGAGCACCAGGUAGCGUCUGCGCUCCUCUCGUGGAUUUCUCUCCAGGCGGACAGAGGGCAGGCGGACUCCCUGCGCUCUCUGUGUGUUUUUCUUUUUCUUUUUUAUUUCUAAGGGGAACAUACGAAGCUUUGGACGAUGACGUGGACCUACCAGGACGCAAAGUGAGGAGUGAUUAUUAUCUUUUAUUUCAAAUGAACAUCUGACAUCGCGCCCGGUGGAGACGUCCUCCCCGUCGCACAUCUGGAUUUCUUCUUCUGCUUCUUCCUCUUCUUUUGAUUUCAUUGUAACGGAGCCGCACCAUCGAGGAUUCCACCGAUGUGUGCGAUGUGGAAACUGCAAGUCGCCUUAUGUACUGUGCCGAUGCUGCUGCUGUCCCUGUCAUGCGCCGGCGAGAGCAAAGCGCGGAGCUGUAGCGAGGUGAGACAAGCUUACAACGCCAAAGGCUUCAGCCUCGUCAAUGUGCCUCAUCAGGAGAUAUCAGGUGAGCACCUGCGUGUCUGUCCUCAGGGAUACACCUGCUGCACGUCCGAGAUGGAGGACAAACUCAACCAGCAGAGCAAACAGGAGUUCGAGAACUUGGUGGACGUGAGCAGCCACCAAAUAAGGACGACGUUUGUCUCCAGGCACAAAAAGUUUGACGAGUUUUUCUUGGAGCUCCUGGACAAUUCGGAGAAGUCCCUCCACAGUAUGUUCAAGCGGACGUACGGGAAGCUGUACAUGCAGAACUCGGACGUGUUCCAGGACCUGUUCACCGAGCUGAAGCGCUACUACACGGGAGGCAACGUCAACCUGGAGGAGAUGCUGAACGACUUCUGGGCCCGGCUGCUGGAGCGCAUGUUCCAGCUGCUCAACUCCCAGUACCACUUCACAGACGACUACCUGGAGUGCGUCAGCAAGUACACGGAUCAGCUGAAGCCCUUUGGGGAUGUGCCUCGGAAGCUGAAGGCCCAGGUCACCAGGGCCUUCAUCGCUGCACGGACGUUCGUGCAGGGCCUCAUGGUCGGCCGGGAAGUCGCCAACAGGGUCGCCAAGGUGAAUGUCGCUCCUGCAUGUGUCAGAGCCUUGACCAAGAUGCUGUACUGUCCCUACUGCCGCGGCUUGCCCGGGCUGAAACCCUGUCACAACUACUGUCACAACGUUAUGAGGGGCUGUCUGGCCAACCAGGCCGACCUCGAUCCUGAAUGGAACCUCUUUAUCGAUGCUAUGUUACUGGUGGCAGACAGACUGGACGGACCCUUCAACAUCGAAGAAGCCAUUGAUCCAAUCGACAUCAAGAUCUCUGACGCUAUCAUGACCAUGCAAGACAACAGCAUGACGGUGUCCGCCAAGGUUUUUCAAGGGUGUGGCCAACCAAAGCCAUCGGGAAUGGGCCGGUCUGCACGCGGCAUCUCAGAUGUGUUCAACGCUCGUUUCAGACCCUACACCCGCGAGGAGAGGCCGACCACAGCAGCCGGAACAAGCCUGGAUAGACUGGUGACUGACAUCAAAGAGAGGCUGAAGGAGUCCAGGAGGUUCUGGUCCAACCUGCCCGAUGACAUCUGCGCCAAGGGCAAACUCACGGAAUCGGACGACGAGCAGUGCUGGAACAGCCACACGAAGGGCAGAUAUUUCCCUGAAGUGGUGAAGGAGGGUCUAACCAACCAAUUGAACAACCCUGAGGUAGACGUGGAUAUCACCAGGCCCGACACACUGAUUCGACAGCAGAUCAUGGCUCUGCGGGUCAUGACCAACAAGCUGAAGAACGCAUAUAAUGGAAAUGACAUCUACUUCCAGGACUCCAGUGACGAGGGCAGCAGCUCCGGCAGCGGCAGCGGCUGCUCCGACGGCUGCACGACGGAUUUUGUAUUUGUGGGAACCGAGGCUCCCGUGAUCGGAGCCGACCGGAGCGACGGGCGCGCGGCAGCAGCAGCCGAGGGCAAGUCGCUCUGCUGCGGACCCUCCGUGCUCCUGGUGAUGGCCGCCCUCACGCUUUGGGCGCUGCAGACUCAAUGGAGAUAAUACUCGGGCGCGGCCUGAUCACUGACUCCUCUACUGUAUACGUACAGUAUGUUUAACAGCAAGUUCUACUGCUGUUCCCUCACUGGACGUGUAGAGCCUCCUGGAACCCUGUGGAGAACGGCUGACUGUGUGGUAGGACUGGAAGUGAGUGCAGUGCUGCAUCCUGCUCGUCUCCCAAAGAAUGCUGAUCACUGAACCAGCUUUCUCAUCUCUUAAAAAAAAACCUGAUCAGAAAAUGUGCUGUUUUUUCAUCAUUCCGGAAAGGAUUUUGAAAAACACGCAUCUCUUUCAGAAGGUCACACCAUCUCAAGACUUUCAGAUAAAGGGGAAUCUAUUUUUCUUUGUGUGAUGAAGUCGUGAAAACAAGUCACCCACGUUAUCCUGUUAGUCUUCCCCCCCUCAGACGAAAGGAUAAAGUCUUACUGUGUGUGCAUGCAUGGAAACAAUGUUAACUGACAACAUGUUUUUUUUUUGAUUUUCUUUAACGCAGGCUUUGGAUUGGUUGGUUCAGAGCUGGCAGUUCACCUGGUUUCUGUUCGGUCGUAUCAGUGCAGCGUCAGGAAGCAGCAGUUCUUACAGCCACUUUAUAGUUGCACAUUUAAUUGUCUCUGAGAAAGUGCUCAUGUACGGCACCGGGAGAACUACUUUGCACAGAUUAUUUUUGUUGGCUUCAUAAGUUUAUAUAGCUCCAGGAAACAUUCAGCCCAUAGAGAAAGAAGAUCUAUAUUUUCAGGUCAUUUUACUGAUUGUAUUGUACUUUAACAGUUGCAGUAUGUAUUUUACAGGAAGGUACUGUAUGUAAUCUUACUGGUUUAGUUAAUGGCAACGUUUUUAUAAAUGUAUUAUUUGUUUUUAGAAGUUAUUCGAUCAACGUAAUUGAAGGUUUUUCGUGGCAACAGCAAGUCGUAAUGUUUCUCUUGCCUGCAAACAUUAAGUUACCUGAUUUAAACUCCUCUGUUCGGGUGUUAAACAUUCGUUUUUUAAUUCCCAGAGUAUAUUAAUAAUCUUAGGUAUUUGAAAAUGAAAUACUUGGCUUCAUGGAAAUUAUUUAUGAUUUAUUUCCCAUGUUUUUCACAUGCAGUUCUCUGACUGCUCUGCUGGUUGUGCCCCCCACGUCUUAUGAAGCAGCACAUGGAAAUUGCAUGUUCCUGCUCAUGUCCAUGUUCUGGUUAAUGAGAACAGACCCACCAGCCCGACAGGCUACAGGUUGUAGAAGUGGUCAUGUACAAAGUCACCAACUGGAAAAGAGGCGGGGUGCCGAGGGUACAGGGCUCUGACUGUGCUCUUAGAAUUAGUGUUACUAUUCAUAACCUCCUUUUUAUCUCUGACUGGCUUUGACCUCUAACAGGCUCUGGAGGCUCCCUGUGCAUAAGCCCACAGCUUUACGCUGCAGCAACACAACCCAAUGGCAUUGACCCCUGGUCACUCAUAAAAGGCAGGAUCCAGAAAAGUUGCAGGCAUCCUACAGAAACAAACUGAGGGCAAAUGUGUGUGUGGAGACAAAGCCGUCAGCUCAUAAGCACCUGAAAUGCUCCUGAUAAUUUCAGAUGGCCCUCAAGUAAGUGUAUUGUCUCAACGGGGACCCUCACACACCCCACUGCCCUGAUGGAUCACCAGCUGAUUUGAGCACCUCUGAAGAGAUCAGGCAUUUCACGUUGCAAAGUGACACUCGUUUUCCCGCUCUGAUGAAAGCAUGAGGGAAGAGAGGAAAGUAACACACAGUGGCACCUUCCCUCUAAGACCUGAAAGAGCUAUCAGAAGUUCUAAGGCACAACUAAAAGGUGCAGAUGAACUGUCGUCCCUCAGUGGUCUCUCAGACAACUAGCUUUGACAGAUUGCUAAAGCCUUUGGCACCGUUAGGGAAGUCUCUUCUCAGCGGGCUCAUAUGGCUCAGAAGAGGGACCCCAAGAGAGAAAGCUAUCACCACAGGAAUCCCUCUGCAGAACAGUUGACCUGCGUCACCUCCCUCCCAGCAGGAAACCGCUGCCACCCACCAAUCCCAGCAUGAUUAAAUGAAACCACUGAUGCAUACACCCUAAUUGUGUACCACGACAGCACCGUGUAAAAAGUGAACAGAUCCACGAAAAGGUCGUCCGACAUCAAACUUUCCAAUUUAGUGAAACACAUUUGAUCCAUCCCCCUGGUUUUGUGCACAUUUUCAAUUUGCACAAAAAAUUAUGUCAAGAUAAACACAUUAUGUAAAUUGUAAUGGAAACAGACCAAUCACAAUCAAAUAUAUAAAGCAUGUGACUAACACAUCCAGUAAAGACACACAAAGGGCAGCAGACUUGAACAUCUUGGAGCCACUUGUGAUUUUCACUUCCCUCUUAUUAGUGCAAAUAUAAAAAAACAUAUAUCCCUCUCUUUGUUCUUGACCGUUUUCCCCCAUUUGAAGCUUGACUGCAGCUUCUUUAAUUAGUCCAGCUCUUCUGCAACAGGUUGAAGAGACACGAGUGGAGAUCUAGUGUCUAACUGCUUAUUUUUUACAUAACAUUAACAGAAGGAAAGUUGGCGUUUUCUAUUGCUAAUUUCGUGGGAAUUCAUUUAAAAGCUGCAUUUGAUUGACUAGAGAAGGACCAAAACACAACCUGACAUCUAACAUCAAAAUAUCAGUCACUGGCAAAGAGGACACCAGGCCAGCAGUAAUAACAUAAUAAAGAGAUCAUUCAGACAACGUGCAGUCCAGGUAGACUGGAGCAAGACAAGUGGAUCCUAGCCUGGGAACAGAGAUAUUCAUCAGCAAAGCCACAGAGAAAUGGUCACCAGUGGAGGAGUCUGAGACUUUCCACCACCGGGUCAACAUCAUUAGUUGAGGGCAGGAAGGAGCUAAGAGUGUAGAGGAAGCUGAGAUCCAACCAAAGACAUGAGCUGUUUUUUUAAUAAUCGUAUGCAUCUCAUUGGUCGUGUUGCUGUUUUAGUCACAACUGGAAAUUUGUAGGUUAGAAAGCAAUGAGCAUUUUGAAGAUGUGGGUCAGUGAAUGCAUUCUAAAAAAGCACAUGCAAAUGUUCAGUGCAUUCUGCAGGGGUGACCGUGCAAGCAAGCCUGUUGAGCCUUUUCUAGGUCAAAGCCUGCAUGAGAGAGAACCGGGGGGGGCAAUGAAAACCAAACACACAUGAUCCCAGUUCACCCAACUCUGAAUAUCUAAAAUGCAGUUUUUUCUAAUGUUCAUGCAGAUGUUCGGUGGGUCCCACUCUCAGUUCACUUUUCCUCUUGGAUAUCUUAGUUUGCUCGUGUGUAAUCUGGUGCAAACCAUCGGAUCACCCGUCUCAGUGGGUCAGAGAGAUGAGUCAGACGGCUGGUAGUUAGUCUGAGUGGACAUGCAGCAGUAACCAUUCAUAAUUUACUGAAUUUUGAAUAAAUUAUUAUUAAAGUAAUUAGCUGUCAGGCCGGAUGUGCAGCAGCAGUCCUCCCGGUCUGUUAGGACUAAGCCACCCACGGGUCCCGCGGAGCAGUGGAGGAGGUUUCAUGUAAAAAAUGAUGGCGUGUGAAACGGGGCCGUGGGAGCUCGUGAAACUCAGACUGAUAUUAAAAUUAUAGCUUCAGAUUUUUACAUUUCUCUCUCGAUACCGAAUGUUCUGACUUUUACGAUUUAACUCCCAUCUAGACUCAGUAGUGCAGUGAUGAGAGCUGCAUUCAGUUGAUAUUUGUGCUUUGGCGAAUCUUUAAUUGGUAAAUGAAAUAACUACACAGCAUACGACAGGAGGUGGAAAGUGAAAAUAUUUUGGGAGCAGAUAUUUCGGAGUCGGGGGGGGGGAGUGUAGCAGAGCAAUCGGUACAGAGUGUUUUCGGUGGCGAGGCAGGAAGUUCGACUCGUGGCUUCAGGUGCUGCCUCCUCAGUGAAGCUUGGUGACUAAGUUUGUCAAAUUUUUUAUAACUUUGCAUCUUCAGCCGCACAAAGGUCGAAUGCACCUGGAAAAACGUCCACGAGAUAUGUGAGAUUAGACAGAGUGAGGAUGACAUCCUGAUUAGUGUUCCUGAAAUAAAGCUUCGGAAGUGAGUCAAGAAAAGAACUGUUACAGACGCCGGUCACAUUUUUUUCCAGAGCACUGGUAUCAUUACAGUCUUCUCCAAUUACGCCGAGAGGUACGUUUGUCUUUUCCCCUCUGCCUGUGUAUUCCUCUGAUUCCUAACGAGCUGUGUUACCUUGUUCAGAGUUCUUCAACACUUUUCUUAAUUUGUCUUUUUUUUCCGGUUCAUUUUCUUUCUCAUUAUUUCUCUGGCAUUUAAAAAGCUGAAAAAUUACGUAAAAUUGUGGUCGGCUGAUGUUUUAUACCGAAUGUUUAAAACAAAAUGUGUUAUGCAAGGUCUUUUCCAUUUUGAUGUAAAUCAUUUGUUGCACUUCUGCUGAAACAAACUGUUUGCUGUGAGUGUGGUACUGUUGUGAUUUGCAAAAUCCGAUAACAAAGGAGCACAUUAAGAUUUUGGAGCCGUCAGUGCACGCUGUUUAAAGUGUUCGGGGGGGGGACUGAAGUUGAUGGUUAUACAAGCAGACAUGCCUUACCAUUUUUUAAAAGACUAAAAUGGAUUGCUUAUUUGGCUUUUGUUACACAUUCUUGUAUACAGAAAAUAAUACAAAGUAAAAAAUAAACAUUUUAUUAAAAAAAUAACAACUCUC
Platichthys flesus (European flounder) is the source of this 6798-nucleotide messenger RNA. It is a transcript of the gene gpc6a, whose product is annotated as glypican 6a. The transcript is spliced from 9 exons. The record is from RefSeq and is a predicted model, not a curated record. Gene Ontology annotation, cellular component: plasma membrane; cell surface; synapse. Gene Ontology annotation, biological process: regulation of signal transduction; regulation of protein localization to membrane; cell migration. Lineage: Eukaryota; Metazoa; Chordata; Actinopteri; Pleuronectiformes; Pleuronectidae. The coding region runs from base 500 to 2182 and encodes 560 amino acids.